UGGAGCCGAGUCCAUCAGAGAGACGGACUGCAGAGGAGGAAGUGAUGUCAUCAUGGUGGUUAGUCUGUGGGUCAUGUGACUUCCUGACGUCCAGAUUAGAGCUGAUCUCAGCCUGAGUCUCUGCUGCUGAAGACGAGACGGGAUGGAGGCGCUGCUCACAGCUCUGCUCCUGAUUCUGGGAUUAUCUGCUGGUCAGGAAGUGAAGGAGAAUCUGACAGGAAUCGUUGGAGGAAGCAUCGCUCUACCUGGAGGUGUCACAGAGACAUGGUUUCUUUUAUAUGAUGGAAAAAUCAUUGCUUCAGUGUCUGAUGGUGAACUUAAUAUUAUUGUGAACUUUUACAAGACCAAGCUUCAGUGGAACCGAAGCUCUGGACUCUUUACGAUCACAAACCUGCAGAAGAACGACUCAGGAAUCUAUAUAGUUCAAAAAGGACAAUUUUUUUCUUCAUAUAAACUCCAAAUCUAUGAUCCAGCACCGACUCCUGAUGUGAAAGCUGUUAGCCUGACCUCUGACCUCUGCCUGUUGACCUGCUCUGUGGACAAUCCAGCGACUCUGCACUGGAUCAGAGACAAAGAAAUACACAACCAGAGUCUCUCUGCUCGGUCUUUACCUUUUAUUGUUCAUAAAGAGGAUAGAAACUCAUCAUAUAGAUGUGUAGCAGCCAAUCCUGCAGAGAACAAGACUGUAGAUGUUAACUUGAUGACUUCCUGUUGGCUCAGCCAAGAAGAAACUCUGGUUGAUAGAAGAACAUAUUGGAUCCCAGCUGCUGUUGCAGUGACUCUCGUUGCAUUGGUGGCUUUUGGAGUCUUGGUGAUCAGGAAGAAAUUUAUGAGCCGAAAGGAAGCAGCUGGACAAACACAGAACAGGUCAGGAUUUUCGUUUCCUCCAGAAGUUUCUCUUCAGGAAAAUGAUCCAACAUUUACGACAGUCGUCUAUGGAGCCUGAAACCUGGAAAAACUUCAGAACAUUCCUGCUUUUAAAUGUUUGAGAUAUUUUAUUUUUUCCAGUUUAUACUUUGGUGCAGAAGUUUUGGACAAAUUGAAGUUUAUGCAAAACAAACUUUGAGCUGAACUGUAGAGAAAACAGAUGCAAUAAAAUCACAUUUAUUUCCAUAGAAUAUUUCAGAGCAUUUAAGUUUAUCUGCUGUUUUCCAAAGCAAAGGAUUUAAAGCUUAAACAUUCAGAAAAACAUAGAAUCACAUCAAACAGAUGUGCAGAUAAUUCUGGGUUACUCAUUUGGUUUCUGUCGAUUUAUUUCUAUUUUUAAAAU
Molecule: messenger RNA, 1270 nt
Organism: Poeciliopsis prolifica (blackstripe livebearer)
Lineage: Eukaryota; Metazoa; Chordata; Actinopteri; Cyprinodontiformes; Poeciliidae
Exons: 5
Coding region: 143-946 (267 amino acids)
Source: RefSeq, a predicted model, not a curated record